AUGAGCGAUCUUAUUCCAUAUUUAUUUUGGGAAAAGCAAGAAGGUCAAUUAUGUGCACAGCAUUGCUUAAAUUCUCUUUUGCAAGGUGAGCUAUUUACGGCAGUAGAUUUAAGCGUAAUAGCCCGAACAUUAGAUCAAGCGGAACAAGCCGCUUUGCAAGAAGGCGCAUUACCUGGACAAGUAAUACCAAAUCCUUCCAUAAAAAGUCAGAAUAUGGACGACUCGGGAUUUUUUUCCGUUCAGGUGUUGAGUGAAGCUCUCAAAAUAAUUCCUAUUGGCUCAGAACAAUGUGAAGGUGUACGUGGUCAUCCAGAUGAUGAAAUAGCAUAUAUUUGUAAUCUACAUGAACACUGGUUUUGCCUAAGAAAAUUUGGUGGGACACCGACACGAUGGUAUAAUCUAGAUUCCCUUUUACGUGGUCCAGAAUGGAUUAGUCAAACAUAUCUAGGGAUGUUGCUUAGUCAAUUAGAAAAUGAUGGUUAUAAUAUUUUUGUGGUAAGAGGAACUUUACCAAUAUCUCAAGCUGAUGAAUACGCCGCCGAGCAUCCGGAACCUUUAGGGCGAACCAAAGAAAAAUCACAUGAUGACAUUGAUGCAGCCAUGAUCGAAGCAGCAAUUGCUGCAAGUUUGGAAAAUAAUUCAUCGUCAUCAUCACCUAUAUCAAAUAACAAUCAGCAAGAUUCAGAGAAGUCCAAUGAAACUUCGAUAGAUGAAAUCCGAGCAAAGAGAUUGGCGCGUUUUGGAUGA
Molecule: messenger RNA, 747 nt
Organism: Ambispora gerdemannii
Lineage: Eukaryota; Fungi; Glomeromycota; Glomeromycetes; Archaeosporales; Ambisporaceae
Source: the annotation of a GenBank genome assembly